Messenger RNA from Labrus mixtus (cuckoo wrasse), 1301 nucleotides. It is a transcript of the gene snrpa, whose product is annotated as small nuclear ribonucleoprotein polypeptide A. The transcript has 7 exons. Gene Ontology annotation, biological process: mRNA splicing, via spliceosome. The record is from RefSeq and is a predicted model, not a curated record. Lineage: Eukaryota; Metazoa; Chordata; Actinopteri; Labriformes; Labridae. Bases 73 to 915 code for a protein of 280 amino acids. Gene Ontology annotation, cellular component: U1 snRNP. Gene Ontology annotation, molecular function: U1 snRNA binding.
UAGCCUAUCGCGAGAACAACGCACGGGAUUUGUGAAGACCCGGGUAUUCAUUCAUCAUUCCGCGGUUAAAAUAUGGCCACCGCGGACGUCCGGCUCAAUCACACAAUCUACAUCAACAACUUGAACGAGAAAAUAAAAAAAGAUGAGUUGAAGAAGUCUCUUUACGCCAUCUUCUCACAAUUCGGGCAAAUUUUGGACAUUUUGGUCGCACGGAACAUAAAGAUGAAGGGUCAGGCCUUUGUUAUUUUCAAAGAGGUGAACAGCGCCUCCAAUGCUCUGAGAUCCAUGCAGGGCUUUCCUUUCUACGACAAACCAAUGCGUAUCCAGUAUGCGAAGAUAGACUCGGACAUUAUCGCUAAAAUGAAGGGGACUUAUGUGGAGCGUGACCGUAAAAAGGAGAAAAAGAAGCUCAAAGGACCAGAGUCAUCUGGAGUUAAGAAGGGUGCAGCUGGUGCACCUAUGGUUGCUGGGGUUCCUGCAGCCAUACCUGGAAUGCCGCCCAUGAGCCAGGCUCCCCGUAUGAUGCACAUGCCAGGACAGCCACCUUACAUGCCCCCUCCUGGCAUGAUGCCUCCCCCAGGGAUGGCCCCUGGUCAGAUGCCCCCUGGUGCCAUGCCUCCUGGCCAGAUGAUGCCAGGACAGAUGCCAGGACAAAUGCCCCAGCAGGUUGCAGAAAAUCCUCCCAAUCACAUCCUCUUCCUCACAAACCUGCCAGAGGAGACGAACGAGCUCAUGCUGUCCAUGCUCUUCAACCAGUUCCCUGGGUUCAAGGAAGUGCGUCUGGUCCCAGGUCGUCACGAUAUCGCCUUUGUGGAGUUUGAGAAUGAAGUACAGGCGGGUGCCGCACGUGACGCACUGCAAGGCUUUAAGAUCACUCAAGCAAACGCCAUGAAGAUCUCAUUCGCUAAGAAAUAACACUUCUCACUACUGGUGUUUUUGUAACUCCUACAGUCACCCACAGAGCUUUUUUUUUUUUUUUUUAAAUGUUGCCCCCGGCCUGAAUUAAACCAUGUUUUAGCAUUGACAUUUGCUGAUAAGUGCAGCAUGGAGGUUUUAUAUUUCUUCAGGAUUCCAUGUAAGUAUACACUCUUUGCAUCACAAUUGAUGUUUCAACCAGCAGUUCUGCAUCCUACUGAUAUGAUUUUUAAUUUGUUGAAGUAUUUGUUUCUUAGUAAAUGUUUUGUUCUCUACUCAUGAAAUUUAUAACUGUCUGUCAUAAAGCAUUGCACCCAGAGUCUGCUCUGUCAGACACUGUACCUGGAGCUUUUUUUUUUUUUAUAUUAAAACUGUUCUUUGACAAU